Molecule: messenger RNA, 630 nt
Organism: Hevea brasiliensis (rubber tree)
Lineage: Eukaryota; Viridiplantae; Streptophyta; Magnoliopsida; Malpighiales; Euphorbiaceae
Exons: 2
Coding region: 1-630 (209 amino acids)
Biological process (GO): DNA integration
Molecular function (GO): nucleic acid binding
Source: RefSeq, a predicted model, not a curated record
AUGACAAGAAAAGUAGUGAAAGGGAGUGGGAUAGCUGACCUCCUGGCUGAGAACCCAAUCAAUGAUUAUGAAGCCCUGGAUUUUGAAUUCCCAGAUGAAAAUAUUAACACAGUGAGCAAUGAUGCUGAAAGCCCAAAUGAUGUGUGGGAAAUGUAUUUUGAUGGAGUAGUCAAUUUAACUGGUAAUGGGAUUGGAGCAGUACUUGUUGCCCUAGAUGGAAGACAUUUCGCAAUAGCCGUUAAGCUAAGUCUUCCGGGGGAGUUUGUCACCGAUAAUGCCAAGAAUCUGAACGGUCCGAAGAUUCAGAAGUUGUGCGAUCAAUACAAGAUACGACAUCUCAAUUCAUCGCCAUAUCGACCCCAGAUGAAUGGAGCUGUAGAAGCUUCCAAUAAAAAUCUCAAGCGGAUAAUUGGAAAGAUGACAAUCACUUAUAAAGAUUGGCAUGACAUGCUUCCCUUUGCACUUCAUGCCUACCGAACUACGGUCCGAACAUCAACUGAGGCAACUCCAUAUUCGCUGGUCUAUGGGAUGGAAGUUGUUCUGCCGAUUGAGGUAGAAAUUCCUUCUUUAAGAAUUCUAAAAGAGGCAGAACUAGAUGAGACAGAAUGGGUUCAAUCAAGGUUAAACUAG